Molecule: messenger RNA, 11342 nt
Organism: Gryllus bimaculatus (two-spotted cricket)
Lineage: Eukaryota; Metazoa; Arthropoda; Insecta; Orthoptera; Gryllidae
Source: the annotation of a GenBank genome assembly
CCUAUUUCAACCUGUCGGGUGGCGGGAACAUUACCCACAAUUCCACUGAUUGAUUUGCGCAUGUCAGUUUAGGACAUUGCAAAUGGCGGCUCUUGUUAUUGUUCCAUGGCGUUUAUGACUUCGUCCAAAAUAUGUCCGUUUUUUCGUCGUUUCUAGAGAUGGCUGCUGACAGUGAUGGAGACCUGAUUGAGACGGUUGUGACUUGUGAAGGUGACUUGAAGGAUCCCAACUUUCCUGAGAAGUUCAAGCUCCUUGUCCAGCGUCUUCGCUUCCUUCUAUGCACAGGGAAGGGAGAGUCACUGCGGGUGGCGAAGGUGGAACCAUGGAAUUCUGUUCGAGUCACCUUCACUAUUCCGCGGGAAGCUGCUUUGCGUCUCCGGCAGUUGGCGCAGCGUGGCGACCAGGCUCUGACCCAACUAGGCAUCCUGUCAGUGCAGGUGGAAGGCGACCAGGUUAUAUCUUUAAGAAUAGCUGGACGAUUUGGAGGCGAAAGUCAAGAAAUCGUUCUACAAACAGCACCUACAGACAACAGUGCACCUGGUCCCAGUGGUGUGAUGCCAUCUGUUGGGGGUAUCACCGUAGAAAGUACUGCAACUGCGUCAGUUGCUGCUUCAUCCAACGCGGCUGUGAGUGGGUUGCGCAGUGUGGCACAAAUCAUUGCUCACACUGUUGGUUCAAUGCCAGCAAGUUCCAGCAAAUCCGAACCACAGUUUCGCAGUCCAAAUGUUGUUGCACCAGUAGACGGUGACCCUAUUCCACCUUUUCCGUCAUCAAGUAAGACAACAACAGGAACAACUGUGAUGGCAAAUCCAUCUGCCAUGGUGACAACAGGGACACCGACCCCUGCUGCCAUCUCUGUUGGGAGUCCAACAAACUCUGUAACUGCUGUUACUGCUGGAAGGACACCUCAACACCCUCACAACUACCAUGGGCCUUUUCCAUUUGCCAGUAUGACCCAUGCUGCUCAUACGAUGCAGAAUCGGGAAACUCAUCAUGCCAAUUCUUCUAACCAUUUGGUACAUCCAAAUCCUUCUAGUGUUACCUCUGCUUCUGGGUCAACUACAUUUAGUCAUCAUAAUUUUGCCACUCCUCCUCCCCCUCCACCUUACCCAGGCUCUUCUAGUGCUGCAAGCAAUGCCUUACAACCUCCACCUCAGCCUUCUGCAGUGCCUGGGAGCCAACCGAGCCCUGUCCAAUCAUUUAAACCUGCUCCUGCUCCCCAAAGGUUGCCUCAAGGUCCUAACUGUCAGAUUCCAAUAUCUGGAUCACCAGCAAAUGUGGCAUUAUCUAGUCCAUUGCUGGUGAACUUGUUGCAAAAUGAUGCAGGAGCAGUAGCACCCAGUAAAAUGUUACCACCACAAGGGGCGCCUGAAAAACCUGGUAGAAUAAGAGCUCCUCAGAAAAAGAUCCCUGUUCGAAGACGACCAGGAAUUGAUGGCACACCAGACAGAACGUCACCAGGUAUGCUAGAUGCUCCUGUUUCAGGUGGAAAAUUGGCUCACCCUACGUACACCAACAUUGGGAACAUGACACCUUCACCAUCCCCUCCAAGUGGGCUGCCAGUGGACACAAAUUUGCAUCUCUCACUCGGGGUUGCUUCCAGCCCUACUGGUUCAUUACCAAGCACAAGUCCUUCACCUAUAUCUUCUGCUCCUACUACUGUACCAUCUCAACCACUUCUUGGGAAUAGUGGACCAGUUGCAGCUGCCCCAUCGAACCAUCCAAGAUUGCAGCCACCUCCCCCAAGCCCAACGCCUGGCCCCCAGAAGUAUGCAGUACAACAGCCGCAUCAACAACAGGAUAUGGCAAAUUUCAAUUCUUCUGGAGUUAUGCCAUCGGUGAGUGUUCCAUCAUUGGGUGGCAAGCCAGGGAUUCAGCCAUCACGGGAUAUGUUGGUUCCAAAUCCUGGUUUGCGCCUUCAGCAGCAGCAACAACAGCAGCAACAGCAACAGCACCCACAGCAGCAGCAGCCAAGAAUAUUGGCUGGCCCAGUCAUGGCUGAUCAAAGGAUUCCACCUAGUACCGGAAAUCCUAUGAUUUCUGGCCUGGGAGGUGUUUUAGGGGCUCGUGGUGGAGUGGUGCCACCACAGCAGCGGCCACAACUAUUGGCGCAGCAGCAGCAGUCCCCACAUCAGCAUCAACUCCAGCAUCAGUCUGUGCAACCUAUAGGACCAGGGCCAGGACCUAGCCUUUCACAAGGGCCAACAGCAAACCCACCUCCUCCAUAUCCACGAGGACCUCAGUUGCAGCCAACUAGGUUUCCACCACAGCAACAACCACAGCCACAGCUGCAUCAGCAACAGCACCAACGGCUGAUGGCUCCUGUGAACAAAGACCUUCCUUCCUCUUCUGCCCAACCAAUCAAAAUGAAUUAUGUGCAGAACUCUGUUCCAGUACCAAGUGUUGGGCCAGAGUUCAAUAGAAUGAGCACAGGUAUGAUAGGUGGUGCACCUGAUGCUCGUUUGAGUAACCAUGGCCAAGCUGUUAACAGUGCCAACAAUCCAAAUAAAAUGGUUGUCCGUUUGCCUCAGCCACAACCUGGGUCAUUGAGUGCAGCCAGUGGUACAGGGGCGUGGCCUCGACAGAAUCAAGUGCCUGGAUACUCUGGUGCUCAGACACCAACAUCUCAACACCAUUCUGCAGCUCUGAGUUUGAGUCAGCAGCAACCACAACAACAGCAGGCACAACAGCAACAAACAGCACCACAACAACAGCAACCACCACAGCAGAGGGUGUUACAACAUAACUUUAAUGUCCAGCAGCAACAACUGCAGCAUCAACAGCAACAACAACAGCAGCAUCAAGCACCACAACAGCUACAGCCACAACAACAACCACAACCAUCUCUGUUGCUGUCCCAGCAAGUUAAAACUGCAGCAAAUCUGGAGGGGUCUGAAAAAGACUCUAGUCAACUGCAGACAACUCUACAAUCCGCAUCUUCAGGCAGUAAUGCAAGCAGGCCAAUGUCUCCUCCUGUUUCACCACCGCACCAGCCUCCUCCUCCAAUCUCACCAGAUGCUCUGACUUCCACAGGAAAGCGUCGCCAGUUCCUUAUCAAUCCCCUCACAGGUCACCUGGAGCCCAUGCCCAGUGAAAGUAGUUCGGAUAGUGAACCUGAAUCUGCUGGUCCAGGGAUGGAGCCGAGCGUUAAUGAAGAUUUCUAUUUCUCAUCACCAUUAAAUGAUCGCUCGAAUUCCAUGUUUUCAGAUGAUGAUGAUGAUAUAAGUAGCACUAUAUCCCGACGAGCGGACACAACAACAACAGAUCAGUCAGACUCUGAAGCAACUGUUAGGUCCACUGGCAGUGAUGCAUCUUCAACAGUUCGGCAUCAUCGACUAAAAUUGCCCAGAGACACUGCUCAUAGUCCAGCUCCUGCUCAUGGUGGUCCUGGAGAGAAGAUCAAAUUGCGUUUGAAAUUGGAGAAAAGUGAACCUGCUUACAAAGUGGAUGUUUCUUUUGUUAAUGUGCAGAGUGCAAAAAAAGGAGAAAGUGGUCGCAGUGGCAGUGGUGGCAGUGGUGCUGGGAGCAGUGGAAAUAACCUGCCUAGUGCUGGUUCAAUGCCAAGUGGUAAUAGGAUGUUCAUGGGGUUGGGAAGUAGUGGCAAUCAAUUAAGUCAUGUGUCUGUGUCAGGUAGUGGUGGUGCAUGUGGUCUAAGUGCAGGAGAAGAACCACGUGUCCCUCCAUUGCAUAUUUCCUUGCGCGGUAGGAAUGCUGCUGUUGUAGUGAGUGGACGCAAGGAGAGCAAAAAGUGGCAGAAUAAAGAAGUGUUUAACAACAGUGGAGGUGGAAGUAGUGGUGGUGGGAGUGGUAACACUGGUGGGACUUCGGGGGCACUUACUCCAGCAAAGGUCUCUUCUAGUAAGCGGUCGUCCUCCAAUAAGAUAAAUCGUUCCUCAUCCAAAAUUCGGGAUAGUGCAACUGGAGGGUCGGUUGUGGAUGGUGUUGGGACAGCUUCUGUCAUGAAACUGAAGAAGGUGGUGGGUGCAAGUGGAAGUGUAGAGGGUGGAACCGGUGGGUUGGGCUCAUCAGUAAUAAAGAUGAAAAAAUCAGUGGCUGAGGGGGUUAAUCAUGCUAAUCCUUCUGGUGUAAUGCGUUUGAAGAAAACUCCUAGUGCUUCAAGUCAUGAAAGUAUUAGUUUGUCAUCGGUUUCUCCGAUGAUGAUCAAAAAACCAGCUUUGAUAUCCAGUCCGAGUGUUGAGAGUGUGAUGGCAUCCUCCACAUCUUCAACCUCUUCAUCCUCUUCCUCUUCCUCUGGGAUGCGAUUCAAGAAAUCAAAUGCAGAUGUUACAAAUUCUAGUACAAGUUCACCUGUUGUCCGUAUCAAGAAACCCGGUUCAGCUGGUUCAGUGUCACCUUUUGUGUCUGCAAAUGCUGGAACUUCUCUGCCAAGCAGUGCUAAAGUGUCAGUGAAAUCAUUAUAUAAGAGUGAUCCAUCAUUUGAAAAGGCAGUGAUAGGAGGAGUGGGGAGAGUAGGUUUGGGGAGUGGUGGUGGUGUUGGUGGUGGUUCUGGUGAAAGCUUAGGGAAGCCAAGGACAAAGCGUCGUGAUCAUGAUUUAGAUGAUGUGCCAUUGAAAUCACGAAUUGGAGAUGAGCAACCUUCACCAGGACCUCCCUCUAGAAACAAGAUCUCUCCCCUGACUGAUACUUCACUCAUAAAGGGAUAUUCUUCAGAUCCCUCAGAGUUUUCUGUAGUUCAUUCCAUGGAAACUACAGACAGGUUGGAGGGCUUGCCUGCUACAGAACGAAGUGUGGGUAGCCAUAAAAUUGGUGUUGGUGGUGGGAAAACUAAACGGAAAGAGUCCAGAAAACGGUCUCAUAAUCCUGAAAACUCCCAUCAUAGAGAACAAUCUUUAUUAACUGGGGGGAGGAUAAUGGAUAGUUCACACGCAAAGUGGCGGGCCUUAGGCAAACCAGAGGGAGUAUUAAAGAGUGAUUCGUUAAGUGACAGUAAACUACAUAUUGAUUCCUCAGUGAAAAGAAAGGAUGGUGUGUCUGGCCUUUCGAGCAGUGGAAGUGGUGUGAGCAGUGGAAAUCCUAAUCGGAGAACUGGUGAAUCCCUGGAUGUCAGAGGAAGUAAUAGUGCAGAUGUGUUGCAUCGGGUUGGAAUGACUGUAGAUGAAAAUGGAGACCUCCCGAUCUCAUCUUUAGGCACCACAGCAGGAGAGGAGAGGAAGCCCAGAAGGCCAAAUGGUCCUGAUGAAGGUGGACUCAGCCUCACAGAUUCUCAGGGCGCAUCUUUAGCUGUGAAGGCGAAGGUCCACGCGCCGGGCGACUCCCACGAGCCUCAAGGCCCUCUCCUGGGCGGGGCGACGUCGAGCAAGCAGCUGCAGCCGUCGCAUCCGCAGCACCACGCAGCGCACCCGUCGCCGCUCACCAGCCCGAGCAAGCAGGCGCCGCCGCACCAUCACCACCACCACGGGCCGCACCACCCGAAGGCGUCGGGCGGCGCCCGCGAGGAGGACCUGGCGCUGGCGCGGCAGGCGGCGGCGGCGAAGCGCGCGGCGGCGGGCGCCAAGAUGAGCGAGUUCCUGUCGGCGCAGCGGAAGGCCCUGGCGGCGGCGGCCGCUGCGGCCGCCGGCGGUGGCGGCCCCAACUGCGUGGUGGGUGACAAGACCCAGCUUCAUUCGCGCGCCGACAACGCGGCGGCCCUGCAGGCCGUCGCCAAGCGCCGCGAAGAAACCCGCCGCAAGCGACGCCGAAAGCAAGAUCUGGACGGUCGUCUGGGCGGUGACGACGCAGCCCUCGAGGACGGGCUGGACAGCGCCUUCUUGGAGGGGUUGGGCGGCGAAGACCACCCGUACGGUACGCGCGGCUCCUCCACCGGCGCCGGGUCCGGCUCGGGCGGCAGCAAGCCGCAUAAGUCGCUCCUGGAGCAGCUGUUGAUCGAGAUCCCGUCCGACGCGGAGAGCAAGCGCGGGCUGAGCACGCGGAACACGCGGUCACGGCUCGCGUCCGACCACCAGCGGCACGGCGGGAGCCCGGACGUGUCGUCGGCGUCGUCGUCGCUGCGCGGCACCCCGCGCAGCUCGCCGCACGGCGUCGCCAAGGACGAGCGCUCGGCGUCGCCCCUGGUGGCGAAGGCGAGCCCGCGCGGCGCCGCCACCGGCUCCAAGCUCAGCCCCACGGGCGCGGCAGCGGGCGCUCUGGGCACGCGCGGCAAGCGCAAGCGCCACGAGUCGGAGAGCAGCGCGGCGUCGAGCGGCGCCGCCGAGGAGGCGCCCGUGGGAGCCGGUGGCGGCGGGGCGGGCCGUGGCGCUAGCGCUGGCGCCGGAGGCGGCGCGGGCUCGGGCUCGGGCGCGGCCGCAGGCACCCCGCGCGGCGGCAAGCGCAAGUGCUACGAGAACGCCAACGAGUUGAUGCGCUACUGCAUGGGCGUCGAGGAGACCACCCCGAAGCGACCCGGCGCCGCGUUAGGCGGCCUCCGGCAGGCCGGGGAGGACGGCGCGACGGCGUCGCCCACGGGUGGCGACCAUGUCGCCACGCCUCAGGGAGGACUCACCCCUGCUGCAGAGCAUCGGAGAGGCGUGCACAAAGCCAGGAAAGCUUCUGGGGCAUCGGUGCUUCUGGUGGAUGUGGAAUCUUCAGACGAUGAACCUCUAAUUGAAAUUGCUGGCAAGACAAAAGGUCAUGCUGGAUAUGAGGAGCGAGGAACACCUCUUCAUAAAGGACGUGCUAAUAAUAAAAUGAAGGAAGAUGAUAUUAAGAGCAGUUUGGGACCAAGCCGCUUGAACAACACUCGUGCUGCCAGUCAUCUGAAGCAAACCAGUUCACCAUUGGGACUCCAUCGUGAAGGCCAAGCCACUCCCACAGCAAUGCGCCGCUCUGUGCGCCAGACUCUUGGUGUGGGUUCAAAGACCCCUGCUCGUGGCUCACCGCCUCCUCCAAAUAAAGCAGGUGCCAGCACUACUAUCAGUACAAGAGGGGUUGUUACUCGGCAAGUUGGAGGCGUCCCAUCAGCAGGUGCUGCUGCUGGUGCGCAUGAUGAGGUCAAUACACGCCGCAAGACUCGCAGUGGUGCUGCAGCUGCCAGUGGGGCUUCAGUUUCAGAACCUGAAAAUGUUCAGAUGAAGAGGCGUCGAUCAUCCAGAGACGGCAAAUGACCCUUGGACAUUAGUCCGAUUGACUGCGAUGUUGACUGAUGAAGGUGCCAGUGAAAUGGGUGCCAGGAAUACUGUUAAUAGCUUAUGAAAUUCUUUAAAAGCAGGCAAAGAGAAACUCCUCAUUGAAAUUAUCAACUUCCUCUUGAUUUAUGCUGCAACUUAACAUGUUUGUUGCUGAUGUUUGGUUGCCUUAGGCCAUUCAGUCCCUGUGUAUUUGUAUUCUUUGUGUGUGCAUUGGUUGACAAUUGCACUUACUUGUUGUGCAUGCAGUCAUACUGUAUCUGUGAGUAAUUCAAGAAGUUCAACCUCUGCAUGAACACAAUUGACUUGCUGCAGAGAUACUCACUCUAUGUGCAUAGGUUGUGUUGUCUUUUAUUUUUGAAAAAUAGUUCUGUUAAAUUGAUAUUUCUGCAUUAUAGUUUUACCUUCUUGCUUUAUAUUAUCUUGUUGAAAAUUGAAAUUAUUUGUGGUUGUUCUCACAGUUUUGUUUUCGAUCACUGACUUUGGCUUUGUAGGUAAAUUGUUUUAAUGUAUGUUUAUAUAUUUUGGGGAUAUUAUUUAGAAAACUAGUAGAUGUGUAGAAAUCAGUUUUUUGUGUACAACUGCAUGUUUGAGUUUCGAAAUUGAUGUUACACAACCUAUGUACUUUUAUCACUGUUUUAAUGUAUAUUUGCAGUAUUACAUGCUAUAGUAGUAUGUAAUAUUUAUAACUAUAUCAUUGUCAAAAAUAUAAUAGUGUAUAUAGUCUAUACUGCACUCAAACUUUAAUCAUACUGACUGAUGUGAACUUAUUUGUUAUUUUGUCUUAGUGUGCACAUUCUUUCUAAUUCCUCACAAGUUCUCAUUUGUUACAUCAAAUUAAUUCAUGGUGUUAGUUGUAUGUAUUACAGCUUAUCAGUAUGAAAUUAAUCUAAAACCACUUAAUCUUCUCUUCUUUUCUGCAUUCUCCCCCCUAUAAUGUUUCCCACAUAAUAUUAAAUUUGAUGUUUAGAUUACAACUUGUGAGAAUAUUAAUAUUUUUAUAUCUUUCAUUCAUGUUGCGUAAUCUUAGUUUCUGAGACUGAUAUUAACUGUUUUGUUUACAAAUUUAUUCGUUAGCUUAUUUAAUUUAUGGUUUGUGCAUUCUGUUUUCAUUCUUUGUUCUAUUCUAAAAAUGCAGUGUUAAAGAAAAAAUCAUUGUUAGUCAGAACAAUGUGGCCAGUACAAUUUUCUCUUUAUAUAAACGUGGUGACAGUGACCUGCAAAGUGGUAACUUGUAAAAAUGAAAAUGUUAAAUCUGUAAGGUAUCACUCAGAAUGUUUCAGGAGAAAUUUUUAUGGUUUUCAAUGUUUAAUUGCAAUGGGUAUCGAAGUGUAAUUGAUUAAGAUGGGAUGUAUUUAAUGGUCUGCAUUUUUGUGAUACAUUUUAUCUCUUUUGUUAUAAAUGAAAUGCUAAAUGAACUUUUCAUUAUUGUGGAAUGUAAAGAGAGAUUUAUUUUAAUAUCGUUUCAUUCAUCAUGUAGCAAAUUUAACUUAUAGUAUGAUGUGUUGUGUGUGUGAUACCAGUGUUUACACAGAAAGUGUGCAUUUGUGUUUAGAGCGUAUGGCAAAGCGCUAGAGUUUUUAAAAAUCUUGUUUUUAGAGUGAUUGAGAUAAACUAGAAUGUUAUGUUGUAUGCUGUACAUUUUGUUAUAUUUUACUGAGUGAUUAAGUAUACGUCUGUACUACUUGUUCGUUAUUUCAAAACACGAUUCAUAUCAAAGCUUCAUUGUAUUCAUAUGAAAACUACUUGUGAGUCUGUGUGCAUACAUAGUAAUUAUUAAGAAAAGAGGAACGAAGUAUAUUGGCUUUGGUGAAACUGUCCAGUGUUGAUGGUGACAUGUGAGCAGUAUUCUGAGGACUAGUGCAGUUAUCUGCUGAUUGAGUGUGAGGUGAUGCUUUCCUCUGGCUGUUACUCAAAAAAAUCUUCUUCAGGUUAUGAGACCUACUCAAAAUCUCUUUGCCUCUGCUAAUGGUUUCUGGUCCUUUCAUUACUAUCAAAACCAGAUAUAGAACAGUGGGACAAUAAAUGUUUAACUACCAUACCCAUGAAAUGAUUGAUGGGACCAAACAGAAUAACUGUAGUUGUUUCAUAUUGUUUCAUAAUGCUGAGUUACCAUCAGUUUACAGCCAUUGUUAGCCAUGCUCUGAUGUAGUAGCUCAUUUUUCAGCUGCAACAGUGGUGCAUGUGCUAUUGACCCUUUAUUUAAUCCAUAGUUUAUACAUUCCAGCUAAUGUUUGUCAGUGUUGUGUAUUUUUCUUUUGUUUAUUCUGCUAAUGCCAACAUAAUUGAUAAGAGUUGAAGAUAAAAUAAUAAUUUGCUAGUCUUUGGAGUGUAGAUUAUCUAACACAUAGUGGACUGUUGCUUUUCAUACUACUCAGUUUAUUUGUAGACUAGUGAAUGACGGCUCAGCCGUUUGGGAGGGUUGGUUUGGGCUUGCAAGGCCCCAAGCAAGGCUUCUAGCAGCUCAUGAGCAGAGUGAUGUACAAAACGGGUUGAAGAAAACAAAUAUGAAGAUGUCCACCUUCCCAGUUCUGGUUAAUGAUUUUUCUUCUUCUUCCCCUUUUUUUAUUCUUUUAAUGGUUUCAAAGGAAUUAUUGUGUACUUGAAAAAUAUAGCUUAAAAGCAUUUUUAUAUAGUACUUAAGUGGUGGAUGCCCUAAGUACCAUAGUACUCAAAUUGAUAACUGCAAUAGUUUCAUUUGAUUGUGACUUGAACAUUCUCAGUGGUUCUGAAGAGUGUUUUUUGUUGUAUCUUUAUUAUUUCAAACCUUUAGUGUAUGUUGCAAUAUUGCUAAUGUGUAUAUUUUAAUUUAUAAAGUUGUUGAUCAACACCGUAACAAAUAUUACAAUAUACUCUAAAGAUAUUAUUCUACUGUGUGUAAUCCCAUAUGCAGGGAUUGCAUCAUAGAUGUACAUAUGGUUGCAGACUUUCUUUAUGCAUUUCAUUCCCAUUAAUUAUGUUUGUACCCUGCUGUGCAUUUAUGGCGAUCAGCUCGGGAACUAUACCACGUUUCAUACUGUAGUGCUCAAGGAAGAAAUUUCGGAAUGAGAUUGCACACUUUUAGAUGGUGAACACAAAGAUGUAAAUAGUGUUUAUUUUGUGUUUUGCCACCCCUUGUCUAGAUCUGUGUCUUGAAAGUAUAUUUUGAAAAAUGCAUUCAUUGCCACAAUUGUACAGAUGAAUCCUGAAUUGUCAAAUAGUGUAAAUAGUGUGUGCUUUAGGUCACAAGUGUAUGCAGACAGUUCGAGAGAUAAACGUUCUCUCCCGCCAAAGAAACUUGUUUUUCAUCCCGUUUUGCUUUGUUGGACCUUUUUAUGCGUGUUGAAGAAUUAUAAAUAUAUAUAAAUAUAAACUAUGUACAAAGAAAUAUUACUAUACUGAUUAGAAGUGACAAAGCAAAAGAAUGUAAAUAAUGAAAUCGUUUUCUUUUUAUCACUACUAUUAAGGAAAGAAUUAUGAAUUAGUGAUCUUGUAUGAUUAAAACUUCAAUUGAGCUGUAUUAAACGAUAAAUGUAUACACACUUGCCCUCUUCUCAUUUGAAGUAUUGUAGCACUAUUUUUAAUGCUAAAUUCACUUCUGUCGUCUUGUUCUGAAGAGGCUGCUUACUAUUAGGAGGUUGCCUGAAACUCAGAAAUCACAUUUCUCAGAAACAAAUUUCUUAAUGUGUGUGCUAGGAAAGACUGCAUUGUUGAAGUGUUAAGUAAGCUUUAUUUGUUUAAAAGUACUGCAUUGGGAGUAGGUGUCUUUAAUUUUCAUUCAGAUUGUGUGACUUCCCUUCUUUUAUUAUUUGAUACUGCUGAAUGCACUUUUAAUGUUUUCAUUGCAGACUUUUUAAUCUAUUAUUAUGAUUGAUCAUAUUAUUAGAAUCAUUGUAAUUGCUAUCUUGUAUGGUUCUAUAUGAUUCUGAAUGUAUAGGUAUAGAUAGUUGUGUGUAUCUAUAUCUAUAUAUGAAAUAUGAGUCUUGUGAAAUAAUUUGUAAAUACUGUUGUAUAUACUUCAUGAAGCUAGUUUCUAAAGAAAUGAAAAGAAUGUAUAUUGUACAGAAAUGCCAUGCUCUAUAGGUUUAUUUGUAUUUUAGUACAUAUUAUAAACAUUGUCAUUACUACUAUUGUAGCCCUGGAGUCAAAAAUGAAGUAAUUUAAUCAUAAAACAGAAUGGUGGCAAUUGUUGUACCUCAUUGUAGACUAGCACUGUUAAUAGAAAACAAAACAUUAUGUUUA